UUGAGAUACUGUCUUUGUUGGUAAUUAAGAGUUAGGAAUCUGAAGCAUAUUGCACUGCUUUUUGCGCCAUUAUGUAGCUGUUCGAUAUGUCAACUUACAUUAGCUUAUAGUUUCAUUCUUUUAUAGUUGGUUCCCUUGGUAUGUUGUAUUCCUGUUGAUGGUAACGGUAGCAUGUACUAUUCAUAGGAGUAGUUAGUUAGAUAUAUGGUUUUAGAACAUCCUGAAUAUGAGAAAUUAGGGGGAAAAAGGAAUCUUUGAGUUUCAAAAUAGAAAGCUUGUAAGUUGUUACGGGAAGUGGGAUUUUUUAAAAUUUAUAUUUAGUAUGUUAUUAAUGCCGCAAAGAAACAGAUUACAACUUAUUAAAAUGGAUCUGAACGAGAAGAAGUAAAUGAUGAUUGGUAAUUGGGGCAGGGGGCAGGAAUACCAUUUCUCCUAAAUUUACAAAAACUUUGAAGAUUUUUUUUGUCCAAUCAUAAAAUAUCUCGGAAAAAAGUAUGCAGAACCAGAGAUUGGUUUCAAUGACAUCGGGGGAAAGAUUCUAUGGAAUUCAAGAGGCUGGACAUCCUUUGUCCCUGAAACUACAACUGCAACCUGGAGCAUCAUUAAACACCUUAAGGGAUGCUGGAAAAGAUCACUAUGGACUCAUCUCUUGUCCCCUAGACAGGUGUAAUGGAGGGAACUAUUCUCAAGCUGUUAAAUAUAAUGCAUUGGGUUGUUGCACAGGGGAUAAAUUUUAUCAUAAGGACGGUGAUGGUGGUGACUCUAUUUUGUUUCAGCGAAGACCACAUUCUCAUUUUGUUAGUCAGUAUGAUGACAGUGGUUUUAAGAAUAAAGAGUUCCAAACUAUAAGCUCCAGUAGAGAUUGUUUGAGUCUCUCAAGAGAUGGAAGGCUGAAUGAUAUGCCUCAAAUUGGACAUGAAGACACAGAUGUUGCUGCAUGUUUUGAUGGGCCUUUCUUUCCUUCUUCCAUAAACACUUCAACUGUUUCCCCCCCUUCUUUUCAGUUUCAUGUCAGUUCAGAAGAGGGGAUCAACCUUUAUGUAGAUUUAAAUUCAAACCCAUCAGAGUGGAUUGAGAAACUGAAAAGUGAGGUUUCAAUAAGCCAGGACAUGUCCCAUUGCAAGUCUAAGACUUUUCCUAAGGAGCUUGGGCGCUUUGGGGAAAGUAGUAAACAGAUGGAGAGAUCUUUUCAGUUGAAUGUAGAUACUGGGGAAAUGAAAGAUGACUUUAUACACUCUGGAUUACCCCCAAAUUUGAUCAUAAAAGAAACGAGUUCAUUGCAGUUUGAUCAUCCUGAUCGAGAUAAUGGAUCCUUCGGCUCAGCUGUAAUGAUACCAUGUGGCAGAGCUGUAGAUUUGUCAGAGCAUUUAGAAGGAGAUCGAGGACUGACCUUAGUUAGAGCUCAUCCUGAUUCUCAGGAGCAAAUAAUUUCUGCUAUUGCACCAUGUGCUAAAGAUGGGUGGUUGGUAGCCCCUAAUUCAAAUAUUAAUUCUCCUAGGGAGAAGUUAGGUGGUGAUGGUGCAUUAAAUAUAUCAAAUGGUCCUCUGAGUCUUCUGAGGAAGGAAAAUGAAAUAUGUGAAAAUUGUACCCUACAAAGCAGUUGUCAUCUUGUAAGUUCUGGUCGAAUAAUUCCUGGAUGCCAGCCAGAUGGUUCAUUACUGAUGCAAAAGCCUGAAGAUGUGGUUCCCCAGAAAGAUGCAUUACAUUCGCCUGGUGAUAAUGGUGAAUUUGUGGAUUUAGUUGAUCCAAAGCAUAAGUUUUAUGCAGACCAAGGUGGGCUAGCCGGCUCAACUGAUCUCAAUCAAGAGACAUUUAGGACCCGGCUGCCUACAUUAGUUGAAGAACAGGAUAAGAGCAAAAUUAAUAAUUGGGGAGAGAGUUCAGAAUGCUCACAAGAUGAGCUAUUUGAAAAUUGUAGAGGACUUGAUAAUGUUGAAUCUAAUGGACUCAGCAAAAAGAGGGCAUGUAUAGAUGGCGAUAAAAAUGACUGUAGCUUGCUUGAUGCCAAGAUUUUAAGAAGCACAAAGCAUUUGAUUAAGGUCCUUCCCAGAAGAUCCACGCGGCUGGUUUCCAAGUGAGUUUAUGAAGUACGUGCUGGCCAUGUCCCGAGUAUUGUUUCAGCUCACAUUAGAUUCAUUAUUGCAAAGCUGAGUAUUGUCUAUAUAUAGUUCAUUCAUUCUUAGGAAAACAGGUUUUCUCAGACAUAAUAAUAGACUGAUACGGUAUAUCAUUCAACUUGCUGCCUUCUUAUUUUGUAAUUUUUAAACAAUUUUAAAAGCAAAUUGUAUUUCUUGAAAAUUUGAUACAAAACUAAAGAUCAUCUGUCGUCGCCGCUUUUCUUCUUGUGGUUACGUUCAACGUUGGAGUAAAUAUAAUUAUGGAUAUAUACGACAUUGUUAUGUUCAAAUUUUUUUUUUUAAUAUUUAAUGGAUACUUAGAUGAUCGUAACUUUAAA
This is a messenger RNA of Gossypium arboreum, 2455 nucleotides long. RefSeq lists its product as uncharacterized. Bases 495 to 2078 code for a protein of 527 amino acids. The record is from RefSeq and is a predicted model, not a curated record. The transcript is spliced from 8 exons. NCBI's taxonomy places the organism in Eukaryota, Viridiplantae, Streptophyta, Magnoliopsida, Malvales, Malvaceae.